This is a messenger RNA of Metarhizium robertsii ARSEF 23, 858 nucleotides long. RefSeq names its product Allergen V5/Tpx-1-related protein. Lineage: Eukaryota; Fungi; Ascomycota; Sordariomycetes; Hypocreales; Clavicipitaceae. The record is from RefSeq and is a predicted model, not a curated record. The coding region runs from base 1 to 858 and encodes 285 amino acids. Gene Ontology annotation, cellular component: extracellular region. The transcript has 2 exons.
AUGCGUCUCUCCAGCAUCCUUCCCACCCUUACGGCCACUGGCAUGGCCAUGGCAGCACCCGCGAAAAGGGACCCAAGCGGCGACUUUAAGGGCGAGAUGCUCGCCGCGCAUAACUUCUUCCGCAGCCAGCACGGCGUAGAUGACCUCACCUGGAGCGAUGCUCUCGCAAGCAAGGCUCAAAACUGGGCCAAUGGUUGCAAAUUCCAGCACAGUAAUGGUGGCGGCGAGAACCUCGCGGCCAACUCUGGCGCUAAGGACUGGGGCAGCUUUGUCAACAUGUGGGGAGAAGAGCGAAAGGAGUAUAACUUUGACAACGGAGGCUUCUCCUCGGGUACCGGCCACUUCACGCAGGUCGUGUGGAAGGGCACAAAGACCGUGGGAUGUGGACAGAAGUCGUGCAGCGGGCUUGGCGUCUAUGUUGUGUGCAACUAUGAUCCUCCUGGCAAUUAUAACAACGAUUACAAAAAUAACGUCCUCAAGCAGACUAAGGGGAGCCCUACGGACGUGUAUCAGGCAGGAAAGCAACCUGACAAGGAACCUCCAAAGGAACCCGAGCAACCUCCAAAGGAACCUGAGCAACCUCCGAAGGAGCCUGAGCAACCUCCGAAGGAACCUGAGGAACCAGAAGACGACUGUGAAAACGAGGAGGGGGACCCGGAGGGCAACCAGGACGGGGACCAGGAGGGCAACCAGGAGGGCAACCAGGAGGGCAACCAGGACGGGGACCAGGAGGGCAACCAGGAGGGUAACCAGGACUGGCAGGACCAGGACUGGAACCACAACGACUGGAACAACGAGAACUGGAACCACAACGACUGGAACCACAACGACUGGAGCAAGUACUGGAACAAGGAGUAG